Messenger RNA from Aegilops tauschii subsp. strangulata, 2599 nucleotides. RefSeq lists its product as uncharacterized. NCBI's taxonomy places the organism in Eukaryota, Viridiplantae, Streptophyta, Magnoliopsida, Poales, Poaceae. The record is from RefSeq and is a predicted model, not a curated record.
UCCCUUUGUUUUUGUUUAGGUCGGGUGUUAGUUUUGGUCAAAGUCAAGCUUUAUUAAUUUUGAUAAAAUUUAUAAAUAAAAAUAUGAACAUUUAUAAUAAUAAAUCAGUACCAUUAGAUUUAUUAUUAAAUGUAUUUUCACAUCAUAUAGAUUUGUUAUGGUAAAUGUUUAUAUUGUUUUUUAUAAACUUGGUCAAACAUUACAAAGUUUGACUUCAGUCAAUUCUAAUAAGCAGAGUAAAUAAAAAUAAAAGGAGUGCCAGUUUUGAUCGGCACCCUGCUUUACUGAUUAUUAUGUUAUGACCAUUACCAACCAUAACCAUUAUGGGAAAUGUUUGUACCUGCUUGCUUUGAUUUCUGAACAAGUUCCCUUCCCUUGACAUCAUUAAAUAAUCAAUAAUAUGUACUCCCUUCAUUCCUAAAUAUAAGACCUUUUAGAGAUUUCAAUAUGAGAGCAGUGAUUUGGUGCUCAGCCUCAUCUGCACCCCGCGAUGAAGAAAAAAAUUCAAAACAAAUACUAGAAAAAUUCAAAAAAAAAAAUCAUGAUAGAUAAUUUGGUGCGUGAUGGAUAUUCGUCCAAUAUGAACUACAUACAGAGCAAAAUGAGUAAAUCUACACUUUAAAAUAUGUCUAUAUACAUCCGUAUGUAGUCUAUAUUGAAAUCUCUAAAAGGCUUAUAUUUAGAAACGGAGGAAGUAGCAGUCUGCAUCUUUUAAGAUGAUUCGUGGGUGUUGUCUGCUAAACUGAAUUCAAAAUCUGUAAAAAGAAAAGGAAAAGAAAGAGAGAGCAGCAGCUUUUCAAACCGGUGGACUAGUGACACAAUGUGGACUGACUUUGGGUGAAUGACUUGUGGCCCCCAUGAACGAAAAUCUAGCAACAACGCAUUACUCCUCUGUCAUGUCUUGAUCAGCAUACAAAGCACACAGAAUCUUUACUUGCAAACAAGGCUUUUCGUCGCGACUUAAUUAUAUGUAUAUAGAAAAGCUCGGUCAUGGAAUAAAGCUAAAAUCUGCAUGGCAAGGCAAAAAGACUCCGUCAGGGGGUCAAGAAACCCAAAUAUCCAGAAGAGGUAGAGGAAUAAUAGUGGCAGUAGCAGCUAACCACACUGCAAAGCAAAAGGAGUCCAGCAGAUUCCCAAAGACUUGUUAACGAGGCAAAAGCUAUCCCACUUGCUUGCCUCCAAGAUAACAGCUUUCGUGCCUCGCUCCAUCCCUCUCUUUCUAUCUUUCCAUCUCUCUCCCCAUAUGUAUAUAUAUGUGCUGCAAUGCUUUUAGCUUAGAACAUAAGCUUGUAAGUUAGACGGCAUAAGGUUGCGCAUCGAAAAGGGCCUUGGUUCUCUUCUCGCGCGGUUGGGUUGUGCGCCAUGGACGCUGGAAUGAGACAAUCGAGAAUUUCAGAAAAAAUGGGGAGUCAGCCAUUGCCCAUUGCACCGUGGGUCCGGUUUUCUGGUGUAGGGCAGGAAGAUCAGGGCAGCGGCCAGGCUAUGGCAAUGCCACCACAGCGACAGCGAGGCACGCCUUUUGGAAGAGGUGAAGAAUAUGACGCCGCGUACGCAGCGACGGUGGCGGCAGUGGCGUAUGCCAUUGCUGCAAUGGAGGAAGAGAAGUUACCACCACAGCAGAAGCCUAUCCCAGAGAAAACAGCAUCUCGGCAGAAGCGUGUAACAGUUCAUGAGCCCACAGCCGCCCCGCCGCCGAGAUCACCACCCAGGAGAGGUGGAAGCAUGAAAAGGCCAACUGAAGGAAGCAAAAUCUCAAGAUUGUUUAGUGGUAACAAAGAAAUCGUUGAAGUUGGCGACGAAGACGAACAAGGAGCGAAUGUUUCGGUGAGGAGGCCGGUGAAACCGACGCCAAAGAAGCCAGGAGGUCCAACUCCAGGCCAGAACGUGGUAGGGAAGGUGGCCGACUCCAUCCCGAACCUGAAGGACGAUCCAAGUUUCGCGAGGAAAACACCAGACAAGAAGAGAAGCAGAAACUUUGAGCAGGAGGAAGCAAAUCGGAAGGCGAAGCCCGAGGUUAACCCGACGACCUCGUUUCCAGAAGAGCGGAAACGGAGCUGGAAGCACGAGCAGGAACCGGCGAAUCAGAGGGCGCCACCGGCAGCCAGGCCUCCAGGAAUGGUUUAUUCCAGCGAGGCGGAGAGGAUGGCGGCAGCGUGGGAGAAGGAGGAGCUGGCGAAGAUCAAGGAGCGGUACAACGAGACGAUGGAAACCAUAGCCGAAUGGGAGACUGAGAAGAAGGCCAAGGCCAGGCGCCAGAAGGAGCCCAAAGAGGGUGAUUCAGAGAGGAAGCGAGCAAAGGCGCUGGAGGAGUACAACGAUGAGAUGAAGCGGAUCAGCAAGGUGGCCGCUGCAUCGAGGAUGUCGGCAGAGGACAAGAAAAGGAACGCCGAGGGCAAAGUCUGGGAGAAGGCGGCCAAAAUCCGGUCAACGGGGAAGCUCCCUCGGUCCUGUGGCUGCUUCUGAAACCAUGGACACACAUAAUGUGGGCCAAGAAUCUAGUUGUGCUGCUGCUUUACUGUGUAUACUUGUUUAUGUAUCGCCUAAAUGAAGUACAUUGCGCCAACCAGUGCAAACUCCACGUGGUGGAAUUUCGACAGGA